AAAGCCCAUAACGACAACGCUUCUCCACUGCCGUUUCUACGAGGAUAAAAUUUGAGCCGAGACUGAGGAAGAGAGGACCGGAGGAGUGAACGCCUGCCGGCUGCCAUGGCUUCCUUGACGCUGCGCUUCCCUCUGUCGUCGUCUCCUUCACCUGUACGGAGAGAGAUAAGCCCGGAGAAUUGGGGACGGGGAUCAGUGAAGUUCUCACUGAGAUCGCAGGUUCUGGACUUUGAAUUCUUUUGCUCUUUCUCGCCGUGUCUCCUUCUGUUUCUUAGUCGAUGUGCCGUGCUUAAUUUGUUUGUGCAGGCAAAUUCCCAAUCUCAGGGCGGGCGCGGCCGGAGGAUUUGGAGGCGGCGGAAACUGACUAAGAAAGAUGACAUGCUGAAGAAUCAGAUAGAGCGAGUGCCUUUUCUCGAGGAGCAGGAGAGGAAGAUAAAGGAAAGCGGGAAGCUGUUAACAAUGGACAUCGAAAGGCUCUUGCUCUCAGAAGACAACCGCUUCGAUUUUAUCAACGAAGUUGCAGCUGAGGCCAAGGAAUAUGUCGAGAACAACCGGGAUGAAUAUGGCAGCACGAAGAAAGCAAUCCUUCACGUGCUUAGUAACCGUGUGAAUGACUCUGGAUUCUAUCGACCUGAGGCCUACGCAGAGUCUGACCCCUUCAAGCCUGGGCCCGGUUACUUGAAGGAAGAAUUCACCUGAGCUCGAGUGUUACGAUAUAUGUAUCUGAACCAGUGUUUGUUCUUGGAUCUUUUGAUAGUUAGGUUCUCUUUGAUAAAUUAAGUACUUAAUCAGUUAAACAAAGAAAAGUAUUGCUCCAUAGAUCGAUGUCCUGAUCGGUAAAUUAGUCUUGCUCAA
This is a messenger RNA of Punica granatum (pomegranate), 855 nucleotides long. The record is from RefSeq and is a predicted model, not a curated record. Lineage: Eukaryota; Viridiplantae; Streptophyta; Magnoliopsida; Myrtales; Lythraceae.